This is a messenger RNA of Durusdinium trenchii, 2318 nucleotides long. Lineage: Eukaryota; Dinophyceae; Suessiales; Symbiodiniaceae. The record is from the annotation of a GenBank genome assembly.
ACUGCCAAGCUUUAGGGAAAACUGACAUGCGCCCAUGCAUGACCUGCUCGACCAUCCUGCGGAGCAGCGCAAGCUUGCUGGCACGUGCUAAAGGAUGGGCCGGUCGGCAGAGGCCGGCACCUGUAGUACUUGCACCCCAGCGGCUGCGGCGUGAGUUGCCCUGGAUCACCCUAGGUAGUGUGACAGCUGGCUUGCUCCUGGUGAAUUCCUCCAGUGCUAGCCACUGCGAGAAACAAACCAAGAAAGAGAACAAAUGUCACACCCGUCUCUAUCCGAAGGACUUGGAGCAGCUCUUAAAGCCAUCGGAGCUCAAUCCGUCACCGGUGACCUUGCCACCACCGUUUCCUGGUUUGGCUAGGCAGCAAUGGUCACAACGGCAUGUGGCGCCAAUCCUUGGCCUACCGAUGCGAGGCAAGUCGCACACGGCAAGGGAACUGAAGCGAUACAUUGAGUUCUUUCACGGCUCACGAGCCGAGAUUUUUCAUGUGAGUGAGUAUCAAGGCCCCGGUGGCGACGAUCGGCUCUAUGCGGACCUGAAUCGCUUCUUUGAUACUUCAAGCUCGGUGUGCGCCGAUCCCUACGACUUUGACCAGACUCUGUCUCAAGGGACUGGGGGUUUUGCCAUCAUCUUGUGUGGUGAUUCCGUGGCGUCGACCCAAUCGAUGUGGAGUUCACACACCAAGUGGCACCGCCGUUGGAUGGCCCGCAAACUUGAAGACGAACUAAAGGCAGAGGUGUGCUUUAUUCAGAUCACGGUUGAUGAUCCAAAAGGUGACAAGUACUUGUGUGACUUGGCGUCGAUGCGUGGAAUCGAUCUCAAGCAAAGCGAGGAGCUGAUUCAGAACUACCAGGACCACUAUGUACCCAUCCAAAUGGAUGGCUCUGAAGACGGUACCCCAUUCAUCCACAUGAUGAAUUAUACCAGAAAGAUGGUGGUAAACAAGAUGAUGCGAUCAUUUGUCGGGUCAGCAGUUUGCCACUUUCUCUCCAACCUGCACCCCUUCGACCACAAGAUCUUUUUGGCCCGUCACGGGGAGAGUGAGUUCAAUGUGGAGAUGAGAAUCGGUGGCGACUCUGGUCUCUCCGCUCGAGGAGAAGAAUUUGCGCGUCGCACUGCAGAGUUUGCAAAGUAUAUUGUUUGUGGCCACGCCAGUGACUUGGUAUGUGUUACACUUUCGGCAGAUGAGGUGCGACGGAUACCUGAACAUUUGAUCGAGCUUUGGGGGUGCAUUGUAACCUCUGACGACUGGAAAGGCUUCGGCGAUAGCAGUGGAGCAGAGAUCUACAGGUACAUGCAGCUGAGGCGCGUGCAGGUGGGUUGGGGCUCCGACUUCGAAGACGCACCGGACCACAUGGAUGAACUCCUGGAGCGCUUGGGUGGGGCCAAGGUGGUGACCUUGGUCCUGGUUGCGGGAGACACAUCAGAUGCCGGAAGGGUGCCAGGGCGACUCUGGACCUCUUCGCUGCGGAGAACCAUCGAAACGGCCCAGUUCAUCGAGCAUCCAGAGUUGUCAGGUCCUGAUGGCAAGACCUUCUUCCAAAUGCGGGGGCGCCAGUUCAGGAACAUGGAUGAAGUCUACGCGGGUGAGUACGAUGGUUUGACCGAGAAGGAGAUACAGCAGCGAGCGCCAGAUGUUAUUGAGGAUAGAAAACGGGACAAGCUUGGUUUCCGGUAUCCUCGAGGUGAGUCCUACUACGAUGUGAUUGCAAGGUUGGAGUCCGUCAUGUCGCAUUUGGAGCGGAUCCAGCAGCCCAUCAUGAUUAUUUCGCAUCAGGCCGUGCUGCGGAUGAUGUAUGGCUGGCUCAUGCACUUGAACAGGGAAGAUGCCAUUGAGACACAGGUUCCGCAACACAUGGUUGUGAGGAUCACGUUUGAUGGGCUUGGAAAUCCGCCGGUUGAGAGACGCUUCCCGCUGGGGCCGAUGCAGAUGGCCGACGACGGCCAAAAGAACCUGUGAACGGCACAGAAAACGCGCUGGCGGCGCAGGAGGAGGCCUACUGCCUGAGGCAGCAUGCCAAUUGGAGGAACCACAUCCACUUCUCGCGGCUGUGUUUGGUACUGUAACUGGGGCACUGGACGGCCCACAUGCAGCAUACAUGCCCUGCUCAACUUCAAACCAAGCCUCUUCAAACAUGUUGGGUUUUCAAGCAGCUGCGGUCAUGGAUUUUGGCAGAUCCAGUUUGUCUUCUGACCGCGCGCAUGCGCUGCGGGCGCAAAUAGUCUUCUGACUCUUUUAAUACUUUUUUGAUGCCAUUUUCUUUUUACAUAGCUGGUCGCUGUGACGAGAUUCCUCAAGGUGACGGAACUUUCCGUAAAA